Molecule: messenger RNA, 3321 nt
Organism: Lepidothrix coronata (blue-crowned manakin)
Lineage: Eukaryota; Metazoa; Chordata; Aves; Passeriformes; Pipridae
Exons: 5
Source: RefSeq, a predicted model, not a curated record
AUGAGGACAGACACCUGGGGGGGCAUUGGGGGCAUUGGGGACUGCUACAAACACCAGUGCUCCAAGUGCCGCGACUCCUUCCAGGGCCACCCCGUGGGCGGCCAGCAGUGCUACCGGCUGCUGGCCGUGGAGCAGGAGUACUGCCUGGACCCCUGGUCGCAGAGCCACUGCUUCCCCCCGCCCCAGCGGCGCCCGCUGCCCGCUGGCCGCGCCGUCCUCUUCGCCGUCCAGCCCAAGUUCACCAACGUGGACAUCCGGGUCACGCUGGACGUCACCUUCGGCGCCGUCGACCUCUUCGUGGCCACCUCCUACGACACCUUCGCCGUCGACGUGGAGCCCGGCACGGGGCGGCACCUGGUCAGGGUGCAGGGGGUGGGGGGCGCCGGGGGGGCUCUAGGAACUGGCGGGGGCACCUUUGGGACUGGAGGGACUGGAGGAACCAGUUCUGGGACUGGUGGGACUGGUGGGACUGGUGGUGGGACCUUUGGGACUGGUGGAACUGGUUCUGAUGGUGGUGGGACUGGAGGAACCAGUUCUGGGACUGGAGGAACUGGUGGUGGGACCUUUGGGACUGGUGGGACUGGUUCUGGGAGUGGUGGGACUGGAGGAGCUCUAGGAACUGGUGGUGGCACCUUUGGGACUGGUGGGACUGGUUCUGGUGGUGAUGGGACUGGAGGGACUGGUGGAACUGGUGGUGGCACCUCUGGGACGUUUGGGACUGGUGGGAAUGGAGGAACUGGUGGUGGCACCUUUGGGACUGGUGGGACCGGUUCUGGGAGUGGUGGGACUGGAGGAGCUCUAGGAACUGGUGGUGGCACCUUUGGGACUGGUGGGACUGGUUCUGGUGGUGGUGGGACCUUUGGGACUGGAGAAACUGGUGGUGGGACCUUUGGGACUGGUGGGACUGGAGGAACUGGUGGUGGCACCUUUGGGACUGGUUCUGGUGGUGGUGGGACCUUUGGGACUGGAGGAACUGGUGGUGGCACCUUUGGGACUGGUGGGACUGGUUCUGGUGGUGGUGGGACCUUUGGGACUGGAGAAACUGGUGGUGGGACCUUUGGGACUGGAGGAACUGGUGGUGGCACCUUUGGGACUGGUGGGACUGGUUCUGGUGGUGGUGGGACCUUUGGGACUGGAGAAACUGGUGGUGGGACCUUUGGGACUGGUGGGACUGGAGGAACUGGUUCUGGUGGUGGUGGCACCUCUGGGACCUUUGGGACUGGUGGAACUGGUGGAACUGGUUCUGGUCACGGUGGCACCUUUGGAACUGGAGGAACUGGUGGUGACACCGUUGGAACUGGUGGGACUGGGACUGGUGGUGGUGGCACCUCUGGGACUGGAAGGACUGGAGGAACUGGUGCUGGGACUGGUGGCACUGGUGGCACUGGUGGCCCUGGAGCUGCUGACACUGGUCCUACUGGUGUCACUGGUGACCCUGGAGCUCCUGAAGACUCCAACACUGGUCCCACUGAUCCUACUGGUCAUACUGGAGCUCCUGAAGACGCCAGCACUGGUCUCACUGGUCCUACUGGUGUUACUGGUGGCCCUGGAGCUCCUGAAGACUCCAGCACUGGUCCCACUGGUCAUACUGGUGUUACUGGUGGCCCUGGAGCUCCUGAAGACUCCAGCACUGGUCAUACUGGUCCUACUGGUGGCCCUGAAGCUCUUGAAGAUGCCAACGCUGGUCCCACUGGUCCUACUGGUCAUACUGGAGCCCCCGGAGACCCCAGUGCCGAUCCCACUGGUCAUACUGGUCAUACUGGUCCUACUGGUGGCCCCGAAGCUCCUGAGGACUCCAACACUGGUCUCACUGGUCAUACUGGUCAUACUGGUGACCCUGGAGCUCCUGAAGACCCCAGUGCCGAUCCCAGUGGUCAUACUGGUCAUACUGGGAUUCCUGGACCUCCUGAAGACCCUAGAACCUCUCCCAGUGACCCCAGUGGCCACACUGGUCAUACUGGUGGCCCCGAAGACCCCGACGCCUCUCCCAGUGACCCCAGUGACCACACUGGUCAUACUGGUGGUCCCGAAGACCCCGACGCCUCUCCCAGCAACCUCACUGGCCACACUGGUCAUACUGGUGGCCCUGAAGAACUCAACACCGAUCCCAAUGGCCAUAUUGGCCAAACUGGUCGUACUGGUCAUACUGGUGGCCCCGAAGACCCCGACACCUCUCCCAGUGACCCCAGUGGCCACACUGGUCAUACUGGUGGCCCUGAAGAACUCAACACCGAUCCCAAUGGCCAUAUUGGCCAAACUGGUCGUACUGGUCAUACUGGUGGCCCCGAAGACCCCGACACCUCUCCCAGUGACCCCAGUGGCCACACUGGUCAUACUGGUGGCCCUGAAGAACUCAACACCGAUCCCAAUGGCCAUAUUGGCCAAACUGCGCCGGCGCUGCGCGAGGAGCGCGCCCAGGGCCUGGUGACCUACCUGACGGUGCGCGAGCCCGUGCCGGCCCUGGUGGUCCGGGGGGUCCGCGACCGCCUGGUCCUCACCUACCCCCACACCCGGCACCCCCUCAAGUCCACCCGCUUCUACCUGCUGGUCCUGGGCGGGCCGGGGCCCUCGCAGGGGCUCCUCUUCUUCCGGCAGGACCAGGCCCACAUCGACCUCUUCGUCUUCUUCUCCGUCUUCUUCUCCUGCUUCUUCCUCUUCCUCGCCCUCUGCGUCCUCCUCUGGAAGGCCAAGCAGGGCCUGGACGCGCGGCACGAGCGGCGCCGGCACCGCCAGGAGAUGUCCAAGAUGGCCGCCCGGCCCUUCGCCAGGGUCACCGUGUGCUUCGAGCCCCGCGAGCCGCGGCCCGGGGGCCACCAGAGGGGCCGGUUGGGCCACCAGGGUUGGCCGGGUCAACGGUUGGCCAACCGCAGGGCGGAGGAGGGCGGCGACCGCCAGAACCCGCUGCCGGAGAGCCAAAAUCCGGCCCUGGAGGGGCUGAAGAACCCCCCGGGCCACCAGGAGACCCCCCCAGGCCACCAGGAGAGCUGGUUGGGCAACCAAGGUUGGCCAAGUCAACGGUUGGCCAACCGCAAGGCGGAGGGCGGGGAGCAGCCGGACGGCCAAAGUCUGCGGGUGGACCCCCAAAAUCCGCCCCUGGAGACCCAAAAUCCGGCCCUGGAGGGGCCGAAGAACCCCCCGGGCCACCAGGAGGGCCGGUUGGGCCACCAGGGUUGGCCGGGUCAACGGUUGACCAACCGCAGGGUGGAGGAGGGCGGCGACCGCCAGAACCCGCUGCCGGAGACCCAAAAUCCGGCCCUGGAGGGGCCGAAGAACCCCCCGGGCCACCAGGAGGGCCGGUUGGGCCACCAGGGUUGGGCGGGU